This is a messenger RNA of Echinostoma caproni, 1380 nucleotides long. NCBI's taxonomy places the organism in Eukaryota, Metazoa, Platyhelminthes, Trematoda, Plagiorchiida, Echinostomatidae. The record is from the annotation of a GenBank genome assembly.
AUGCCUCCGAAGCAACAGGUUGUGGGUGCAAAAAAGAGCAGUGAAUCGAUCGCUGUUCGCACAAUGCGUGAGCUGUUACGAGACUAUGAGAUCCGUGCGGAAAAAUAUGAAACUUCGGUAGCUGGCUCGAUUCGCAGACAAAUGAAAAAAGCGCUGGAUGAGGACCGAGUGGUUACACGAGCAACAUUGUCUGGUGAUUUGGAAGAAGGAUUCCGGCGGAAAAAAAUUAAAAUUAAACAACUGAAGGAAGAGAAACCGUUGGUUAAAGUAUUGCCGCUAAUUGAAUCGUUGCGAGCACGCCGGUAUACACAAUUGCAAGAAUUUUACGUUUGGGAUUGUCACGUGGAAAAUGAUGACUCAAUGGCCCUGGCUGGCAUGAUUUCCAGAGGAUGUUAUCCUUUAACAAGAGUCGAAUUGAUUGAUUGUUUUAUGGAUGCAAAAAGUGUGGGACAUUUGGCCGCAGCGACUGCCUACUCGCGCACAUUGCGUGAUUUGGUUCUGGAUUUUAACGAUCUGGGCGAGCGUGGUUGUCGUGUGCUAUGUGCCGCACUGACCAAAAGUCGUUAUUUGGUUCAUCUGAGUUUGAGUUUUUGCGGUUUGACAAAACAGUGUGGUUUGUGGUUGGGUAAUCUGGUGGUGGAAACAGCAAUUCGCGAAUUGAUCUUGGAUGGGAAUCCACUGGAAGCGGAGGGAGUGAUUGCUCUGUUAAGUCAACUGUCUGAGGCCGCAGAAAGCGAGGGAUUCGAACGUGCCGAGGAAAUUAAGAGAAAACAAAUGGCUCAAGAGGAAGCCAAACGCUCUGCCAGACCGGUUAUCAACUUAGAAGCUCCUGACCAAGAAGAAUCUCAAGCACCCGGAGACACGACCGCGACAGAAGGGAAUACCGCGUCCCAGCCGCAAGGUAAGACCACGGAUGAUGAGGGGGAGAAGAAAUCGCACAAUUCGGGUCCGAAGAAGAAAGCCAAAAAACGUGGGAAACGAGGCAAAAAGGGUCAAAAAAAUGAGCCACCUCCUUCGGGUCCACAAAUCAGUAUUCUUCGCUUGGCCGACACGGGCAUUAAUCAUAUGGGACGUGGUGGAAAUUUCGCACCAUAUGGAGGGAUAUCACCAAUUAUCAACCGUCACUCAAAAUCUGUUUUCUGCCCGCCUCAUUACAGCAUUAUUUCUCACAGUAAAGAUUUACAGGAAAUUGAUCUGUUCGCCAAUGAAGUUGGAGAUUUGGGAGCCAGACAAAUUUUGGAAGGAAUUUUGGCCCGAAAAGAUGCCAAACUACCACAAAUCGGAGUGCGGAUGGGUCAUCGGAUCAAUCAGGACACGUUUGAUAUGAUUCAUAAAUUAGCCCCCGGACCGAAGAAAAAGAAGGGCAAAGGAAAGAAAUAA